This is a messenger RNA of Chara braunii, 2565 nucleotides long. The record is from the annotation of a GenBank genome assembly. Lineage: Eukaryota; Viridiplantae; Streptophyta; Charophyceae; Charales; Characeae.
GUCGGCCUGCCCGCUUUUCGACGCCCUUUGCUCUCGACCGUCAAGGGGACUGAAGAGUGUGUGGAUCAAUGGUUUGUGUGCAGUCAUGGCUUUGCGCGUGGCCAUGAUCGGUAGUGCUAGCGCUGGUCGCGUUGCUCGAUGUAGGGCCUCCUUCCUGAUCGGAUCGAACUACCUUCGUUCUCUGGUGGGCGGUAGUGGUGGUGGGGCGAAGUACGACGUCGCCGCCGAGGGGGGAGGGGCGGGGGCUUCGGGUGAAGGAAGCAAACAUUGGCCUGUUGAAAUUCGCCAUCAGAAGGCAGAAAAGGCGAUAGAAAUAGAAUUUGAGAACGGCAAACGGUUUCGUUACCCGGCUGAGCUCCUUCGUGUAGAAAGUCCGUCGGCAGAUAACCAGAGGGUAACUGCCUCUGGAGAAAGACGAGUGGUGGCGGGCAGGCGUCAGGUGAGUAUCGUGUCUCUUGAGCCUGUCGGAAACUAUGGGUUGAGAAUCGUUUUCGACGAUCUGCAUGACACGGGCAUAUACAAUUGGAAUUUCCUUUACGAACUCGGAGAUGACAAGAUUGCGAGGAUCCGGUCCUAUCUGCAUCGACUUCCUGGUAGCUUGAAAGUGUCAUCCUUGAUGCUUGAAAGUGCCUUACAUGGCAGCUGGCAGCUGUGCGGAUUUCAACAGUCAGGGAGCCUACGAGAGCGAGCACAAAUGAUGCCAUUCCUAUUCCUAGAGGCAAAAGCGGCAGACGGAAUAGAGAUGACAUCAACAAUAUCUCAGCAAUCACAAGAGGAUUGUAAAAAGUGUAAGGAGAAGGGGAAUGACAGCGAGGGUAUCGAUGAAGGCGAUGUGUUGGAAAGCGAGCAGCUUGACGAUGAAGAGGAGGAGGAAGGGAAGGAGGGGCAGCUCGUCGUACGACAACAUCUGUUGGUGAAGGGCGAACAGCAACGGGUCCAGCGGGUGUGUGAUAUUCGCAAGUAUGGUGCGGUUGGGGAUGGCCUGUUGUAUGACACGGAGGCAAUACAGCGGGCGAUUGAUGACUGUGCGACAUACGGCGGCACUGUGCUCGUUCCAUCGCCAAAGACCUUUCUCACCGCGACCUUGCAUCUUCGUUCUCAUGUCACUCUUCAUGUGGAACAAGGUGCCACUAUCCUUGGUGGCCAUCGCCUUGACGACUUUCCUAGAUCGAGGGAUCGCUGGUAUGUUGUCCUUGCGGAGAACACAACAGGCGUCAGGAUUACAGGCCGCGGCACGAUUGAUGGUCAAGCGCACAGGUUUGUGAUACGUGAACGGCCCGAAAAGCACGUUAUGGUCAGCUGGAACGAGACGGGGCAAUGUACGGGACCUGAAUGCCGUCCCCGACUGAUAGGGUUUUUGGACAGCGUUGAUGUACUCAUCCGUGACGUGCAGCUUCAUGAACCUGCGUAUUGGUGCGUCCAUUUGGUGCGAUGUAACGGAGCGAGAAUCGUCAACGUGUCGAUCUUCGGCGACUUCAACAUUCCAAAUAAUGAUGGAAUUGACGUUGACGGAAGCAACAACACUUUGAUAGAGUUUUGUCGAAUCGACACCGGUGACGAUGCGAUAUGCCCGAAAUCGACACGGGGUCCGGUGUUCAAUCUGACCGCGCACAACUGCUGGCUACGGUCGAAAUCGUCGGCAGUGAAGCUGGGCAGCGGGAGCGAGCACAACUUUCACGGUCUUCGGUUUCACGACUUGACGGUUGUGGAUUCGCACAGAGGACUUGCAAUUCAGCUGCGUGACGAAGGGGAUGUUGUCGAUGUGGAGUUCAAGAACAUCCGUAUGUCUACGCAGUACUAUCACCCCUCAUGGUGGGGUAGGGCCGAGCCCAUAUAUAUCACGUCGGUUCCAAGAAACAAAAGGACGACGAAGGUGGGGAGAAUCAGAGAUGUACGGUUCAUCAACGUGACGGCACAUUCCGAGAAUGGUAUUUUCAUUUCGGGAUCGCAAGGAUCGUGGAUCGAUUCCUUGACGUUUUGCAACGUAAGCAUUGCAAUUGACCGGUGGACGGAUUUCCCAGGAGGUUGGCAAGACUAUCGCCCGGGCGACUAUCGUGGGCUAGUACGACAUAAGACUGUUGGUCUCUUCGCCGAUUAUGUUGCGACGAUGGCGUUGAGGGGGGUUCGUAUCGUUUGGGGCAAUAAUAAGCAGCCUGAUUGGGGACAGACUCUGGAGAUCACCCCAAGACGGGUUUUGAAAUUGGGCUUGUCAGAUGUCACCCUCUUAGAUGUUGUGGAGGAGCACCCGGGUAAUGUUCAAAGGGGUUUAUGAUGUAGGGCUGGCAAUUUAUUGUCAGGGAGUUCUGUCCGAAGCGAUGACAUAGAAGUACGCGUGUGAGAAGGGCCUGGAGUUUGGACUCUCUAAAAUUCCAAGGAGAGAGAUGAACCACGACAUAUGAUAGCAGAUAGCGAUGUCUUGAAUUUCAGGAGGGGUCAGAAAAAAAUGAUGUGUUUUUUCUGACCCUUCCUUCCCCUUUUCUGUAUAUAGUCAAACGGAGCUGCCCGGUAAACCGUAGGCAGAGAGGGACAAGAGGGAGAAGAGGACAACAAACGAGGGGCUGUGAC